AAACAAGAACCGAACGUAAGACAAGUGAAGUCUGUUAAAUCGGCCGGUAUACACAAUACGAGGGAUGGUAAAUCUGCAUUUUUCUGCGUGUUCAGGAAAACUGAAACCGUGUGAAUAACGCUUCUGAGACUGUUCAGACGAGUGUGGUUUUAGAGUGUUCAGUUUGAGUGUGGUUUCUCGCUUGAUCCACUGUUGAUAUCUCCGGGUUCAGAGCUGGAUUUGCCCUAUAAGGAUUAUUUGGACCAUCGAGCUGCCUAGCAAAACGUCACAGAUGUUGCGGAAAAGGAAGUGAACAUAAAGAGUAGCCUUUUGUCGGAUCCGGAUUCAACAGAUUUCACUGUCUAGAUGUCGGCCAUAACAAUUUUUUUCAAUGAGGAGGAGCAGGGGCACCUCAAAGCGGAGCUGCAGAACCUGCGGAGGAAGGGUGCACUGCGUCCCUCCACGGAUUGGGAGAACGCAGGGCCGGAUCCUGAUCGUUGCUGCGGCAGGUGCAGGGUCGAACUAGGACGGGUCAUCAACAGGGGGGCGUAUUGCAGGGCGUGCAGGUUGAAGGUGUGUAAAGGAUGUAGGGAGUAUUCCUACAGGACGACAGAUUGGGUUUGCACGGUCUGUCAUAAGAGAAUGGAAAUCCAGGCAGCGAGCGGAGAAUGGAUGAACGAGUUUGUUCGACGUCCUAGCCGUCGGCGGGACAAUAGGGUCUACGUACCGGCUGCCGACAUCAUCAAGAGGACGAUCCGCAGGUCAUGGACGAUCUCGAACCCUACCUCCCGAUGGAACGCCCCACGUACCACCCCUGAGAUGCGCCUCUACAACAGCCUCCCCAGAGGCCAGGAUAUCAACAACUAUCCCUCCCUCCAGCAACACCAGGAGGCCGACAACAAGACAUCGCCGUUGACCGUCAACUGCUCGUCGCCGAAGAGGCAUUCGCCAACCCGGAGGACGCACUCUGAGGACGUCUACCCCGAGAGGAUGGAGGAGGUCGUUCACCCUCCCACCGAUACUGCCGAAUCGUCUCCGUCGAAAUCUCCGACACCGUCCUCACAGAGGUCCCCCAGGAUAAACCCGCUGAUCCUCUACGCGCAGAAGGACAGGACGAACAGGACCGCUAGGAAGAAGAGGUGCGAUACCGCGAAGAGCGACGUGGUUGGAGAGGUUUCGGUUAAGAGGGAAGGCGUCGAGGAUGGUGUCAAGGUGGAGAAGAGAGUCAGUUUUGAUAAUUUUGCUAGGGACAUGGAGGAUAUGCCGCCUAAGACGCCGAAGAAUGUGAAUCCUCAACUCAACAAGGUUAGUUCUCUGAGCGAAACCCCAAGUCGAAUCCCUCGACGAUCUCCUCAUCAUCUCCAAGCCACCAGGUCCCUCCAAGAGCGUCCGGCGAUCGAUGUCGAUGACAACUUCAACGCUGCAAGAAAUUCAACAUCUUCUCCAGAAACCUCGAGUUCUGGAGGUACAGGUGGUACCAGAGACGAUAAGGAGUUGGUACCUGUAGAGCUCUGCGAUAUUGAACCUUUGAGCGGUACUGUCUUUAGAAAAGUAACGGUCAGGCGUAGAAGACAAGACAUGAGAAAGAUGGCUGCCGUCGACAGCGGUCUGCGACGCAACGAAACCGACCAUCUAGACCUCUGCACCCCCGACACCGACGAGUACCGGCUGGUCUUCAUCAGCAGCGACAGCUCGUCGAAGGAAGAAGACGUGGACGACAACGACAGCUCAUCCACAGCCUCAAGUUUUCCUAUAGAAGAGUGUGAUUGGGACUAUUUCGAACCUAGCGCCGCUACCCGGCCUGUAUUAACCUGGAACUCACCCUUCAGCUCCCCCAGGGUGUACCGCAGGGGCCUAAUCGAGUCCCCGAUAAGUUCGCCGUUAGUCUAUAGAAAAGGCGUCAGGGAAUCGGAUACCGGAACCGAUGACGACUACGCGAGGUUAGACACCGGCUCCCCAGCGUCCUCCGACAGUAUCUACGCUUCCAAGGAGGAGGUCAUGGAGGACAUCGCCGUGAAGUGCAAGCAUAAGACGGAGAAGGAGGUGGUCCAGGUGCCGUCGUGUCAUCGUUGCGGGGCGUCGACCCAAUACAUACCCAUACCGGUCCCGGUACCCAUACCGGUACCCGUUCCCGCCAUGUGGACGGCGCAGGAAGCGAUGAAGUUCUACGCCGCCCAACCGGGAAGCGAACAGGCGUUGGCCAGGCUGAGGAUUUUUCCGCGAAACUUGUGGCCGUUCUUGAGCAGCGCUGCCCUCAUGCUGGCAGGCGCAGGCGAGACGGCACCGAUACAAUUCAACGAUCGCGAUUCACAGAGCGUGGUGGCCCAGCCAGUCGUGCCAAACGUCGACUAUGAAGCGGUACCGUCGAGUGGUUCAGAUAUGAACGUGGGCGACGCGUCCGCGGAACCGGCCGCGUCCCAACAGCUCCCCCAGGACGCGGGGGAGUUGUCCGGGUACCUGGAAUCCGAGAACAGAUACGACGACUCGUCGACGUCGUCGACCGAAACUGACGAUUCGGAGUACAACGAGAGGAGGAAGAGCUGUGUUACUAGAGUGUACAACGUGAACGGUAGAGAUGGUGCUAGAGAAAGCGACGACGCUCUGCCGAGCAGCAACCUCAGCAGUUGCGACGAGGAAGACGGUCGGGUAUCGCAGAACUCGACGCGUGAAGAUCUUACAUCCUCCUGUACGUCCGGCACCGACAGCGAUGACACCGGAACCGACCAGAAAUCCAAGAAGUUCUCGAAAGUUUUCGUGGUGAACAAGGACAUGGAUUCCUCCUCGCAGAGGUCCUCGACAAGCGACAGCGAUACCUCCGAUAACGACACGGACACCGAGCUCGACUGCACCGUUAUCCUGCAGAACAUCAAAUACAUCCCGGAGGGUAACGAUCAACCGAGAACCGUCGAGGACGUCAUCGACGAAAACGAAGCCAAAGAUACUGUAGAUAAGGUCGCGGACCCAGAUAACGACCUAGUGCAACACCCUGAAACAGUCGACGUCGGAGACCCGGAAGAAGCGAAGACGGAGGGCGACUCCUCCUCCGGCUCGAACCUAUCGGACCUGCUGUCCGCGUCCAGGAGUCCCAGCCUGGCGGAGGAGAACGACGGCCGGCUGGGCACGGUGUCCAGUGAACGGAACGACGUCCAGAUCCGGUCCGACGGAUUCAGUGUGGUGGGGGAGUUUGUGUCGGAGAAAUCGUCGUCGUCUUGUUGUGGCGGCGUGCGGGUGUCGGCACCAGGUGUUUCAGUUACCUCAGAACCGACGGACGGGAGUGGUGCAGGCCGUAAUGCGGCGAGGUACACGAGUCUUGUGAUGAUAACGCAAGAACCAGCCGCGCUGACGACGUCGCCUUAUCAGCAGGUCAGCGUUGUGACGUCGGAUACGACGCGGUUCGUUCCGGACAAUGACGUCGUGGUGCAGCACACGAAUUGGCAGGAGGAGGAUGGGGAGCGCUUCGAAGAUGCUCCACCAGAGCAAUCCCACCAAUCUGAGAAUGUUACUGUUAUAACCGGAGCAGAAACGUUGUCAGCGUUUGAAGAAGGUCUAGCUGACGAUGACUCCUGGGUGGAAAAUAUCAGUCAUGACGAAGACGAUUUCGGACAAUCCUCAAUCACGGAGGAUUCAUCUUCUGGAGAAGAGGUGACCCUAACCUGCUCUGUGGCAGUAGAUAACGAAGAUGAACUACGAGGCUACCACAGAGCCGCCAUAGACUUUACUCUUCACACCAUUGUGGAAGAGAGUUGUGAAGAGAGUGAAGUGGAGCAGACAUCUUCUAUGAAGAAGCAGCGCCCAGCUUCAGCUACAGACUUGGAGAAAUAUUUCUUCUUCGGAUUGGGAGACGGAAACACACCUUCCAUGAGUAACAACCGAGAAGAUGCGUUCUCGGAAACAAGCAGUGUGUACAGUGAGGGCUUGGAUUCUCUUGGAGGCCCAGAAGAACUACAACAGAGUGACCAUACCGAUCCUGCAGAACUGGCCUCAUCCAGGCUAGAGAAAUAUUUCUUGAGUGGCUUCAUGGGUUUCAACUCAGAACGUAGGGACUCUGACGGAAGUGUCGGUAGUGAUAGUGAAGGAAGGCCAAGUCCAGAACAACGUAGGAAACGUUUAGUUAGAGCACGUGGAACUGGAAGAUCUCACUCAUCAUCACUGGACAAUCUCCUAUCAAACCCCGAAUUAUCAGGAAAUGAUCAACCCAAUGAAGCAUCCAACGACUCAGAGAACUCAUCUAGCUCAGAUUCUGACACUUACGACGAAACAACUACCUUCGAGAAAAGCGAUGGACAGUUUGAUACAGUCAAGAGAAAGAAAAAUAAGAAACAGAAAGGAUCAGAUGAGUUGAAAAGCUUAGAAACAACACAGGAAGUGAACGAGUUCAACAACUCAGGUGAAGACGAUGAUGAUGGUCAUAAAACACCGCAACCUGAAAACAUACUAACAACGAAUCUUGUAAAUAACAAAAACCAACAAAGUAGAGAUAGCGGCUUCAUUGGAAGCUGCGACGAUCUUCUCAAAGAGCAACGAGACCCUACAAACAACGAAAGUUUAAACAAAAACGAACUGAGGAAAGAACUCGAAAAUAUCUUGGAAGAGAAGAAAGAAGACAAACCUAUGUCACAAUCGGUUCCACCAACCACUGCCCUGACCCGAAAAGACAGCUUCAACAACUGGAGCUCGGAUGAAGAGACGAAUCUGAUGAUGUGCAAGAUGCGUCAGUUCUUCAAGACCAUGAUAGCGAACUCCCAGUGUUCCUCUUCCAAACCGACCACGCCAAAUCUGAGCAACAGAACAUCACCUAUCUUCCCUAGUCCGAGAUUAAGGAACAGAUAUAAGCCUCCUCAACUGGUUUACUUCGAAAACGAACUGACAAGGCUCAUGAAGACAGUGCCAGGUAUAAGAGACGAUCAGGUGCGGGAGAUUGUGGAGUAUUUAAGCAGCGAAGACACAUGGAGCGAUUCGUACGAUUCUUCUGACUACACCAGCUCUGACCUGGAGGGUACUACCACGAAGACUGCAUUGCAACAGCAGAUCUCCGACAGUUGUAAGCAAAUAAUCAACAAGUUUGACAAUUUGGAGGAUGAAGAGGGUGAUGAAGGUGAUGGUGGAAUAGUAAACGAGAACUUGGGUGUCAAUAAGGAAACGUCUUUCGUUUAUCAGAAAUUGGUGGCUUCGUUUGAGAAAAUGGCUUCAGGAGAUAACGACCAAAAUACCCCAAAGUCGCCAACCAGUUCUCCAACUCUUAUAGCUAGAGUUAUGCAUCACAUAGGAAGUAGAUUAGUGGCUUUGAUGCACGAAGUGUCUAGUGGCGAGAGCCACGCUAGUAACAGUCCCAAAGCAAGACAUUAUCAUCGGCGGUUGCAGCAGAAAUUAUCUAACGCCUCUUCCACAACCACCGAUGAUGAUAGUACUUCUGAUACGAACUUAAAAGAUACCCUCAGUGCCUUAGAAGAUAACUUCACAUAUACUGUGUUACCUAGGAGUAAAUCACAUGAUUUACUAAUGGGUGAAACCAAGACAUCGAAUCAAACCGGUAGUGGUGAUAUAGUAGUUGAAGAGCGUGAAGCCAGUGAUUGUGAAAGAUUCAGUUGGAGGGGCAGUUUCGAAUCUGCCCUUCUCGCUACAGACUCUAGAAACAGACUUUCGAUUAUAGGUUCUGAAGGUUCGGCUUCAGCUUCCGCGUUGGCGAUAGCGGCCAAGAGAAGAUCGGCCGGGGAUCUGAUAUUCAGUCAUAAGAGCUUAAGCCGUGAACAGCUGGAUAGAGUGAGAAGUUGUGGAAGUAUUGGAGGGGCAAGCAGCGAGGAUAAAUUGUGGGUCUCGACAGCCACUCGUCCCAACAGAAGAAGAUCGAGCGUUCCAGACGCAUCAUGCGGUUCUGGAGGAUCGGCAGACGGAGAGGACGAUGACGAAGAAGACAUCGGUAGCAGUUUACCGAGGAAUUUGCAGACAGGACCCAGCACGACCAACUCCCUGCCUCGGCUUCCUACCAACACCCCCCCGAGCAGCAUGCACAAGGCUCAAAGUCAUCAUUUCCUACCCCAGAACGCGAAGAGUGCGCGUUAUAGACCUCCGGGUUUCAACAGACCAAAUACAACAGUUCCUAAACGUGCGGUGUCCGCCCCUGGACUGCAACCGUCCCAUCAGAGACGGGGACGUAGAUCUCAGCAGAAUGUUCCUAGUGAUGACAUAACGAUAUCUGAGGCUCACUCAUCUCCAACAUUGGGCUCAAAGAGCAAAAGCGCAACGCCAAGUCCUAUCGCUGCAAAAUCUAGAAGUGGUACUCUUUCAAGUACCAAUUCAGAAUGGCAAUCUCCAGAAGAAGAUAUGGACCGUAUGAUGCAAGGCAGAGGCAGUCUUUCAGGCCUAGGAUUACGGUCGGAUUCUAUGGCCAGCGUGUAUUCCGGAGCAGGAGAAGGUCGAUAUGGCACAGUAGCCGUUAAGGGUCAAGUAGAAUUUGGCCUCCAGUAUAACUACAAGGCAGGUGCCUUGGAGAUCCACGUGAAACAAUGCAAAGAUCUGGCUCCAGUCGACGCCAAGAGGAACAGGUCCGAUCCUUACGUAAAGGUGUACCUGUUACCCGACAAAUCGAAGAGCGGCAAGAGGAAAACGAAGGUGAAGAAGCACACGCUGAACCCGGUGUUCGAUGAGACCCUCAAGUUCCAAAUUUCUCUGAACGGCUUGGAGACCCGCACCUUGUGGCUCACCGUCUGGCAUUCUGACAUGUUCGGGAGGAACGACUUUUUAGGGGAGGUCAUGAUGACUUUAGAGAAUAAAGUGUUCGAUGAUCCGGCCCCUGUGUGGUACAAUCUACAGGAGAGGACUGAGCCGUUUGAUGACACGAUAUCUUUCAAAGGAGAUAUAAUUGUAUGUCUGAAAUUCGUGCCACCAGAUAUGACGGUACAAAAGAAGGGUAAAAGGUCCAGGGGAACUCUUCAUGUGUUGGUGAAAGAAGCUAAGUAUUUGACUGCCUACAAAGCCAAUGGUACUUCGGAUCCAUUCUGUAAAAGUUAUCUCUUGCCGGACAAAGGAAGGAACUCGAAACAGAAAACUCAUGUUGUGAAGAAAACCGUAAACCCAGUAUGGAAUCACACGUUCAUCUAUGAAGACGUCACGUUGCAAGAAUUGGCCGAGAGGUGCUUGGAACUUACCCUCUGGGAUCACGACAGGCUUGCUAGUAACGAGUUUCUUGGAGGGGUCAGGUUUUCCCUGGGUACUGGCAAACACUAUGGUAAACCUGUGGAAUGGAUGGAUGCAACUGGCAAAGAGCUGACCCUUUGGAAGAGCAUGUUAGAACGACCGAACUUCUGGGUUGAGGGCUGCUUGUCUCUCCGCCCCUCUCUCGACUCCCGCAUAUCGUAGAAAGAACAUGACAAAUAUUCCUAUUUUCUUCUUUUCCAUGUAAUUAUUCUCCUGUUAUAUUAUGUAUACGGACGGUGCCCUAGUAUGGUUUGUUCAAGCAGAGAGCUUCCAAAUUAUUAUAUUUAUUUUUGAGAACUUCUUUUGUUUGUUAUAUUUAUUCGCGUUCUGAGCUUGUUGAAAGUUUUAUUCUGAUUUAGAAUCUUUCUCUUUGUAUAUGUUUUGUGUUAUAUUGUCUUUGUUCUAUUCUAUAGUCUCUUAAGAAAUUUUCAGUAUAUUUUGUUGUUUAUUCCUAGAUAUUUAAUUGAAAUCAUUAAUAGAGGCGCCUUGCUUGAUCAUGCUGUGAUAUCGUGGCACCCUGUAUUUAUUGUAAUCCAAUAUGUACAUGGGUUUAAGAACCGCAAUAUUUUAAAAUGUAAGUAAUUUUUUACUAGUACUUGUAUGUAUGCCAAAAUUGGCUAAUGUUUUUUCUUAUGAACCAAGAAUAUUUUCAUAUAUAAAGAAUGUUGAGUGUUUUUAAUAAAUAAAUGAUUUCUAUCCAUUUAGAUUUAAGUGUUCAAAUGGAGCUUCCUUUCCAACUAAUAAAUAUUAUAUGAUUAAUGUUAACAAUUUUAUGGAUUUCAAUUUUUUUCAUUUGAAUUGAAUACAUUGCCUGCAAUAAAGAUUUGAAAUCUC
This is a messenger RNA of Harmonia axyridis, 8007 nucleotides long. RefSeq lists its product as uncharacterized. The transcript has 14 exons. The record is from RefSeq and is a predicted model, not a curated record. Gene Ontology annotation, molecular function: neurexin family protein binding; small GTPase binding. NCBI's taxonomy places the organism in Eukaryota, Metazoa, Arthropoda, Insecta, Coleoptera, Coccinellidae. Bases 346 to 7335 code for a protein of 2329 amino acids. Gene Ontology annotation, cellular component: plasma membrane; exocytic vesicle. Gene Ontology annotation, biological process: exocytosis; intracellular protein transport.